Calidris pugnax (ruff) is the source of this 1605-nucleotide messenger RNA. RefSeq names its product serine/threonine-protein phosphatase 4 catalytic subunit-like. Lineage: Eukaryota; Metazoa; Chordata; Aves; Charadriiformes; Scolopacidae. Bases 360 to 755 code for a protein of 131 amino acids. Gene Ontology annotation, molecular function: protein serine/threonine phosphatase activity. Gene Ontology annotation, cellular component: nucleus; cytoplasm. Gene Ontology annotation, biological process: peptidyl-serine dephosphorylation; double-strand break repair via homologous recombination. The transcript has 3 exons. The record is from RefSeq and is a predicted model, not a curated record.
GUUAAUUACUUCUUGUGGGGUCUUAAUUACCCCCCAUGAGGGGCUGAUUUCCCCCAGGGUGAAUUAAUUACCCCUUGUGGGGGGGAAUUAGUUAUCCCUUAGGGGGAUUAAUUAUCCGGUGGGGGCACUUGUUACCCCCUUGGGGGGUUAAUUAUCCCUGGGGGACUAAUUAGCUUUGGGAGGCAAGUUAAUUAUUCCCUGUGGGGAGUUAAUUACCCCCACAUGGGCCUGAUUUUCCUCAGGGCGAGUUAAUUAGCCUUUUGGGGGGUGGUAGUUACCCCUUGGGGGGGGGGGAGUUAGUUACCCCUUGGGUAACUUACUUGGGUAACUAACCCAGGGUUAAUUGGGGUUAAUUAGCCAUGGGGGAGCUGAGUGACCUGGACCGGCAGAUCGAGCAGCUGCGACGCUGCGAGCUCAUCAAGGAGAGCGAGGUCAAGGCCCUCUGCGCCAAAGCCCGGGAGAUUUUGGUGGAGGAGAGCAACGUGCAGCGGGUGGAUUCCCCCGUCACGGUGAGUCGGGGGGGGAUCUAUGGGGGGACGAUGGCCGUGAGGGGGUCACUCCAUGACGGCGGUGGCUCCGGGCCCGUGUCCCCGAGCACACGCCAAGAACACGCGUGUCCCGGCAGGUGCGGGAACGUGGCGGCCAUCUUGGAGCUGGACGAGCACCUGCAGAAGGAGUUCAUCAUCUUCGAGGCGGCGCCGCAGGAGACGCGGGGGAUCCCCUCCAAGAAGCCGGUGGCCGACUAUUUCCUGUGACACCGCCCCCCAACCCGCCCCCACGUCCCCACGGGGUCACGCGUGUCCCCAAGGGGUCACCCGGGGCCACCCCAGGGCCCCCUGAGGCCACCACGUCCACGGGAGAUGGAAGGGGGCUCCUCCAAGGUGGUGGUGGCAUCUAGGAAGGCUUGGAGAUGGCGCCAAGUUUCUUGUCCCUUCCUGGGCCACCGCGGUGUCACCCACGUCCCCUGGGGCCACCCCGAGUCCCCCAUGGGAGACAUGGGAUGUCCCCUCCAAAGUGACCACUGGUGGUGGCGUCUAAGGAGGCUUGGGGACAUCCCUGUGUCCUCGGGGCACGGCGGUGUCACCUGCAUCCCCUGGAGUCACCUCGAGUCACCCCAGGGCCACCAUGUCCCCAGGAGAUACGGGGGGGUCCCCUCUGAAGUGACCACUGGUGGUGGCAUCUGAGGAGGCUUGGGGACAUCCCCGUGUCCUUGGGGCACCGCGGUGUCACCCGCAUCCCCUGGAGCCACCUCGAGUCACCCCAGGGCCACCAAGUCCCCAGGAGAUGCAGGGUGUCCCCUUCGACGUGGGCGCUGGUGGUGGCAUCUUGGAAGGCUUGGGGUGCCAUCGUGUUCCUCGUCCCCUCCCGGGCCACCACGGUGUCACCCGUGUCCCCCGGGGCCACCCGGAGUCCCCCAGGGCCACCAGGAGAUGUGGGGGGGUCCCCUCUGAAGUGACCACUGGUGGUGGCAUCUAAGGAGGCUUGGGGACAUCCCCGUGUCCCCCGGGCUCACCCCCAAAGUGGCCUUGUCCCCUCCUGUCCCCCCGGGUCACCCUCCCCCGGGGACACCCUGUGACCUUGGGGACUCCCCUGUCACCCCCCCAC